CCGUGAACUCGCUUUUUGCGUUUUGUCGACGUUGUCAACGAUGUCGGAGUUACCGUCGCUCCUCCUCGCGUCGUUGAACCCUGCUGCUCGAAGACAGGCCGAGCAAAGUCUCCAUGAUCUCAGCGUCCAACCCGGCUUCCUGUCUGUUCUGCUUCGUCUCGUCCUGGAACAGAAUCAAGACCGCGCUGUUCGUCUCGCCGGAAGUGUCUAUCUCAAAAAUGUGAUUAAAAGUAGAUGGGAAGAUGACGAGCCACCUAUCCCAGAAGCGGACAAAGCAGUCUUGCGAAACCAGCUCGUUCCCGCCAUGAUCGCGUUAUCCAACGCGUCUGACAAGACGAUGCGUGCUCAGAUAGCCGAAUCUAUAUCCCUUGUUGCAAACUGCGACUUUCCCGAGAAGUGGUCGGACCUAGUUGAGAAACUCGUGCAUUCGCUCUCGGAGACAAAUUAUGAUGUCAAUAUCGGUGUACUCGAGACAGCCCAUUCGAUAUUUCGUCCCUGGCGCGCGGCGACGCGCUCCAACGAGCUCUUCACGAUCAUCAACUAUGUCCUCAGCAUUUUCACUCGUCCGUUUUUAACCCUGUUCCUGCACUCGACGUCCUUGCUCUUCUCUGAGCCGCCUCCGCCAAACCUUGCCUUGAUAGCGCAGACGGAGGUCAUCCUCGUGGACAUCUUCUAUGACCUGACAUGUCAGGAUCUCCCUCCGGACAUUGAAGACACACAUGAACAAUUCUUCGGACAACAGAGCGGACUAUUCCUCCAGCUGCUGGCGUGGGACCGGCCACAGCUGCAGGGCGACCCCGACGACAUGGUCCCUUCGCUUCCAUCGCAAAUCAAAACAGGAAUUCUCGAGAUUGCAGAGCUGUUUGUGAAACUCUAUCCCGAGGUGCUGCAGAGCACAAACUCAGUCGCGGGGUUCGUGCGGGGCAUCUGGGAACUCGUCGGCAAUGGAAAGCGCAUGGGCGUUGCAGACGAUGGGCUCGUAUCGCAGUCCCUCCGGUUUAUCUCGACGGCGAUUCGUGCCGGGUCAUAUAAGGACCUAUUCGGGUCAAAAGAGACGAUCUCAAACCUCGUGCAAGGCAUUGUCGUCCCAAACGUGAGCUUGCGAGAGCAUGAUAUCGAACAAUUUGAGGAUGACCCGCUCGAGUACAUCCGGCUCGACCUUGCAGUGCCCUCACUCGGCGGGGCGGGCGUGAGCACCGAAGCGAUCACGCGCCGGCAGGCGGCUGCGGAGGUGUUGCGCUCGCUGGUGUCAUCUGGCUUUGAGGCCGAUACGACAGAGGUUGCGGGCGCAUGGAUUGGAGAGGGACUGCGAGAAUACAACGAGAACCCGAAGGAGAAUUGGCGAGCAAAGGAUACCGCGAUCUAUAUCCUGACUGCUGUGGCGACACGUGGAAGCACGACGCAGCAUGGGGUAACAUCAACGAACGCUCUUGUUGAUGUGGUCCAGUUCUUCUCGGAUCACGUCCUUCAGGAUCUGCAAGCUGAACCCGGCAGUGUCCAUCCUAUCUUACAAGUUGAUGCGAUCCGGUUCUUGCACACGUUCCGUAAUCAGCUGGUCAAGCCGCAGCUUAUCGCUGUCCUCCCGUUGCUUGUGCGUCACCUCGGUUCCGAUAACUACGUCUGCUAUACGUAUGCGGCAAUUAGUAUCGAGCGGAUACUGUUCAUCAGACAAGGAAACACGUUGCUCUUCACCCAGGCGGACAUCCAUGAGCUUGCGCCCCACCUCCUCGACGCACUCUUCUCAAAAGUGGAACAGGCGGGUACACCUGAGAAGGUCGCUGAGAACGACUACUUGAUGAAAUGUGUUAUGCGGGUCAUCCUCACCGCCCGCUCCACUUUUACCGAGGGCUACGAGAAAAUACUGCAACGGCUGGUUGGGAUCCUGGGCAUCAUCUCGAAGAACCCGAGCAAUCCUAUGUUCGAUCAGUACAUCUUCGAAAGUAUCUCGGCGCUCAUGAGAUUUAUUGUGGCCGCCAAACCUACCUCGCUUUCCACGUUUGAAGAAUCUUUGUUCGGUCCAUUCACAAUAAUCAUCCAGCAGGAUAUUGAUCAAUACAUCCCCUAUGUGUUCCAGAUCCUCGCCCAGAUGCUUGAACUCCACCCGUCUGAUGUGCCUGCUGCCUAUCACAACCUGCUUCCCUUCCUCCUCACACCUGCCGCAUGGACGCAGAAAGGCAGCAUCCCUGGUCUUGUCAAGCUCCUCAAGGCGUUCCUUGCUCGCGAUGCAAAAGGGAUGAUUGCUAACGGACAACUUACUCCUGUGCUUGCCGUCGCACAGCAACGACUCAUCCCAUCCAAAUUGAACGAUGCAUGGGGCUUCGAGCUGCUCCAAGCAGUCAUGCAAUAUGUCCCGUCGGCCACCUUGAAACAAUAUUUCCGCGCGCUGAUGAUCACUCUUCUGCAGAGAAUGCAGACGAGCAAAACGGACAAAUACGUCUACCACUUCGUGUACUUCCUGACAUUCUCGAUGGCGAUCAACGUUGAAGGCCUGAACCCGGACUACAUCAUUAGCUCCGUAGAGGAGAUCCAACCUCAGCUGUGGCCACAAAUCUUGGCCAAUUUCGUUGUGCCACAGGCGCCAAAGAUGCCUCCGAAAGACCGCAAAGUGGUGGUUGUCGGGCUGACGCGGUUAUUGACACAGAGCGCGUAUAUGCUGCAAGAGCCUUCUGUGCAAGCAUGGCCGCUAAUCUUUUCCGCUCUUGCAAAGCUCUUCCGGGAGCCGGAAUUCCUUACUGCAAAGGAAAGUGGAGACGCCGACGCAGGCAUAACGGCAAUCGACUACGAAGAACAGACGGCUGGAUACCAGGCCGCCUAUUCACGGCUUGCUGCAUCGGAAACCAUUAGCGUGGACCCUGUUGCUUACGUACGGGAUCCUAGGGAGUACCUCGGCCAGGAAUUGGUCAAAUUGACAAAAAGAGAUGCACGGGUGAAGACACUGAUCUCUGCUGCCGAUCCUGUGACUGUACCGCCAUUUUUGCAGUCUCUGGCAGCUUCGGGUUAUACGCUUUGAUCUUCGUCUUCGUCUGCUACCUAGUUAUCCUAUGCGUCGACGUUUCACUUACUGGUAAGAAUUAGCUCGGAACCAAUGUUAUAUUGCUUUCACAAAUGUACGAUAGUCGUAGAGAAUGUACGAGCGCCAUAUGCAGUGUUAGUGAAACCAGGAUUGAC
Molecule: messenger RNA, 3168 nt
Organism: Laetiporus sulphureus 93-53
Lineage: Eukaryota; Fungi; Basidiomycota; Agaricomycetes; Polyporales; Laetiporaceae
Exons: 16
Coding region: 41-3010 (989 amino acids)
Biological process (GO): protein import into nucleus; protein export from nucleus
Cellular component (GO): nuclear envelope; cytosol
Molecular function (GO): nuclear export signal receptor activity; small GTPase binding
Source: RefSeq, a predicted model, not a curated record